Molecule: messenger RNA, 1166 nt
Organism: Strongylocentrotus purpuratus (purple sea urchin)
Lineage: Eukaryota; Metazoa; Echinodermata; Echinoidea; Camarodonta; Strongylocentrotidae
Product: fatty acid-binding protein 2, liver
Exons: 2
Coding region: 29-421 (130 amino acids)
Biological process (GO): fatty acid transport
Cellular component (GO): nucleus; cytosol
Molecular function (GO): fatty acid binding
Source: RefSeq, a predicted model, not a curated record
UCCAGGAACACCAUUCCAUAUCAUCAAAAUGGCUGACUUCUCUGGCAAGUGGGCGUUCGACCAUGGUGAGAACAUGGAGUCCCUAGUGGACAAGCUGAAGAUUGACCCAGCCAAGAUUCCCAAGGAUCGUAGCACCACGGUGGAGAUCACGCAGAAUGGAGAUAACUUCCACAUCGUUUCAGCCGGCGGUGGCAGGAACCGUGAUAUGAGCUUCACCAUCGGCAAGGCAUUCGUCGAUCCCGACAUUCUGGAGUUGCGUAACAAGGAGAUUCAAGUCACACCGAACUGGAACGGGAACAAACUGGUUCUAACCGGUCCCAAGGGCACCAACAGCGCCACCAGGGAGAUCGUCGGUAGCCAAAUGGUGGUCACUUUCAACUGGGAGGGGACCGUGGGCAAACGGUUCUUCAAUAAGGCUUAAGCAUGGAGGCUGCAACCGUUUUGUCUUCCUCAAGUGUAGCACUUGAAUUAUUUACUCAAAGCCUUGCAACUAAUGACAUCCAAAUUUGUUUGUUUUUUUACAUAAAAAAUGAAAAAUGAAUGCAUUGUCUAUUGUUAAUUUAUGGCUAUCGCCUAUCAGUGAAUACUAGCGCCAAAGCCAAAUGUCCAAACUAUCAACAAAAAGGUGACAAAAUAUAAAACAAAUCGUUAAAAGGGUUUACGAUAGAUAGUUAAAAAAAAAACGGAAACAAAGUUAUUAUUUUGUGACCCUUGGAGAACUUACGCAUCGGUCUAUUCUUGCAAGAUUAAUAUUUCAUUGCAAUAACCGCAGAAUGGAUUUCAAUUGAGUUUCAAGAACCCCCCCCCUUAUUUGUUAGAACAUUUAUUUUUCCUUUGAGUUAUAGCAACACCUAUUGGCGACACCAGUCCUUGUCUUUGUCACUAUAAUGGGUAACGAUCGUGAUAUCUUUAACCCAUCCUCACUGCUUUUGUCUUGUUCUUUUAAGAUUGAGAAUAACUGAAACGUUAGUAAAACCGUCAACUCCAUUAAAUGAAAUAAAACGUUCCCAUGUCAUUGCUAUAAACAAUUGUUAAAGAUCAGCUUCGACAUAGCAUCUAUUGAAUUUUUCCAUGUAAAUGUAGAUGUAAAUGAAUUCAUCUGUGAAUAUAUAAAACAGGUUAAUUGUUCGUUAAAUGUUAAUUAAAACAAAGCUUUGAUAUGAAUU